AGCUCAAACUGUACACACAUUUCAUUUUGAUUGUUUCUCUCAUUAAUGUGUGCGUGCACUGAAAGUAUGGUUUUGACUUUGUCGUACUCUAUAGCAAUAAUACUUGCAUUCAUUGAGGCCUCGCCAACUUCGAUACCGUUGAGCGAGAGCUAUGACGAUUUAUUAGUUUCAUUCAUAGCUGAAGAACCCAUCCGAGAGGCCGUCAUAAAUGAAGCAAUAAAGUGGGCCACGAAGGAAAACAACAAGGAGGCGCUUAAAUUCCUAGAGGUAGUGCGAGAAGCAGAUGAUGUACUCAAGAAAAUAAGACACUACUUCGAUGCUGGGAAAGUUUUGUUCGACUUUAAUUCUGGAAAGUCGAACCUUACAGUACAAGAUAUGCUAGCGAAAACCAUGAUCAUGCGAAAUCAAACAUAUCUAAAUGAUCAGCUACAAAGGUUGGCCGCAUCCUCAAAAGAAAUGCAAACUGAAGUGGCAAAGGUGCCAACGGAUUUUUACAGCAUGCUGCUGCCUGUAAUUGAGGCGAUGAAGAAGAGUGAACAGGCACUGAUUCCACUUGGAAAUCAAUUCAAAAUCGAUAUGGAUGUGACCAUGACCAAACCGAUGUCUGGGUAAAACCAUAAAAUAAAAAAAUGUAUCCGCGAUUAAAAAGGAGAAAUUAAGCCUGAAUCACCAAGACUCAACACAGUUGAUAGUUUUUGGUUUUCUUGAUUGCGUAAAAUUAUAUCAACUAAAAAUGCGUUACAUGACUUCAACGGUGAUGAGCUCAUUCAUUGUCCGCAUCUAAUCUAUGUAAAAAACUCAAGAAAAACAUUACAAGACCAAGAUGUGACCAGAACACAUUUUGGGGAAAAUGAGUAAAAAGCAGUUGUUUUGAGCUUGACCAUUCUUACUCAUAUUCUAAAUAAAAUGCGUUCAAUUAGUUUCCCUGUGCUAAAUGGAAAGUGCUUCAUGAAUGAGCCAGAAAAAAAUUGCUCCCGGAUGUACUUUUAUGAAGACAGCCUACCUUUCAUCAUUGAUAGCUCAUGCAAAACACAAAUAUAACUUAGCCGAUACAAAAUAAGCAACACACACGGUAAACCUUCCACCUUUCAUAUCGACUCAAGAAGAACCUGAGGGCUAAAUGGAAAUUCUGUGAAGCAGGGAAGUGAAUGGAAAUGGAGUACUUGGCAUCUCAGCUUCAGGGAUGCGAUACGUUAGAACCAGACCCAAAUUGGCAGCCGGAAAAGUACCUCACAACGCAAUAUUACCAACAACUUCUGCGUCGGAAUUUUCCCUAGUUUCAAAUAAAAUAUGCAUUUGAGUAGAUACUAAA
Messenger RNA from Bemisia tabaci, 1312 nucleotides. RefSeq lists its product as uncharacterized. The record is from RefSeq and is a predicted model, not a curated record. NCBI's taxonomy places the organism in Eukaryota, Metazoa, Arthropoda, Insecta, Hemiptera, Aleyrodidae.